Morus notabilis is the source of this 1845-nucleotide messenger RNA. RefSeq lists its product as uncharacterized. The transcript has 4 exons. The record is from RefSeq and is a predicted model, not a curated record. The coding region runs from base 264 to 1616 and encodes 450 amino acids. Lineage: Eukaryota; Viridiplantae; Streptophyta; Magnoliopsida; Rosales; Moraceae.
GGUAGAAACUUUCAAGUUACAUUAAAUAAUUGAUUUUCUUUUUUAUAAGCUCUGGAGAGUGAAUGUGUCAGUUGGGGUUGAUCUGAUUAUUUUACCCUCUAAAAUUCACCUGUAAGUCUGUAACAAAGCUUCUCAAUCGCAAGUAGAAGCUUUUAAGGAUCCAAAACUCAACUGGGGUCUUCAGUCUUUACCCGUUUUCUGCACCAAAACAAACGACACUUUUUUCGGGAAUCAGAUUUCCUUGUCAAAUCCCAAUCAAACUCAUGGCGGACCCUCAUGCACCAAAAAAAGACUCACCGCCAACCCCAACUGACCAAACCCCUCUUCUCAAUUCAUCUCAAAACCACCGAGAAGAACAAAGUGGAGGGUCAAGGAGAGAAGAAAACGACGAUUUGAGUCAGACCCUUGAGAGGUUAGACAAGUUUCUUACUUUUCUUGGGUUCAACCAGUCUUGUUUGUUGAGCCUUGUCUUGUCUUGGGCUGCUUUUUUGCUCAUCGGGGUCUUGCUUCCGGUUCUUGUUCUCGAGUUCUCCGGAUGUCCCGGGACUGAGAAGUACCAGAUUAAGGAAUUCGAGCUCGACAUCGUCGCCUCGCAGGCGUGUCUCGCCGCCGUCUCUCUGCUAUGCGUCUCCCACAACCUCCGCAAGUAUGGCAUAAGGAGAUUCCUCUUUGUUGACCGCCAUACCGGCUAUAUGUUGCGCUUGAAAGACGAUUACAUCAACCAGAUAUCGGGUUCUUUUCGCUUGCUUGUUUUGUGGGCACUUCCAUGCUUCCUUUUAAAGACCGUGCGCGAGAUUGUACGUAUGUUAUACGUAGAACAGAAAUCAGGGUGGCAUUCUGUCGCCAUCUUAAUGGCAUUGGUGAUAUCGUGGGCUUAUGUGAGUACAAUUUCUCUAACAGCCAGCAUUAUGUUUCAUUUGGUCUGCAAUUUGCAAGUUAUCCACUUUGAUGAUUAUGGGAAGCUCUUGGAAAGAGAAUCUGAUGUUUUGGUCUUUAUAGAGGAGCACAUCCGACUGCGCUACCAUCUCUCUAAGAUAAGCCACCGGUUCCGAAUCUUUCUAGUCCUACAGUUCUUAGUUGUCACAGCAAGCCAAUUUGUGACUCUAUUCCAGACCACAGGAUAUAGUGGAUUUAUUACUCUUGUUAAUGGUGGUGAUUUUGCUGCCUCCUCCAUUGUUCAGGUUGUUGGGAUUAUUCUCUGCCUUCACGCAGCAACGAGAAUUUCGCAUAGAGCACAAGGCAUAGCAUCACUUGCAAGUCGGUGGCACGCAUUAGUAACAUGUGGUACUACUGAUCAUCCCAGCCACAGAGGUUCAAAUAAUAAUAUGCAGACUUUAGAGGCUGCCCAAGCAUUAAAUUCACUAGUUUUGAAUUACUCGGAGAGUGAUUUGGAGUCGAUGGAUUAUGUUGCGAUCCCUACGCAUACUCAACUGGCUUCUUACAUGUCAUCUUACCACAGAAGGCAAGCGUUUGUGUUGUAUUUGCAAACCAAUCCAGGGGGUAUAACGAUAUUCGGGUGGACCGUUGAUCGUGCUCUUAUCAACACCAUCUUCUUCAUUGAACUCACACUGGUUACCUUUUUGCUUGGGAAGACCGUAGUUUUUACAUCAAAAUAAACAUGUUCUACAACGCCAUGGUUGCUCAACAAUCAAAGUUAGAAAAUUGUCCAGACUUUACAGGCCUACGUUUGAUUUCAGCCCCAAAUAGUUCUCAAUCACCAUGUUUGGUUCGGUACCGACACUAUUAUACCAAAAGCCUCUUGAAAGUUGUUGCCGGUGGUUCGGAAUGCCCGUACGUUUCUCCUCUUAAUUCAUGCUCCAUACCAACUUGAUCGGAUUUCAUCAA